UUGAGUUUUUUUUUUUAGAAUCGGUGUAUCUUUAUAGAAUAUAGUGCAGGGAAAGGAUUAAAUAAAGUUUGGUUUAUGAUUUUCAGUAAUUUUAUUUAAGUAUUUUCAAAACAUUACCAAGUGUGGUGGCAUAAAGAUCGUGUAGAAGUCAAAAGCGGAUUAAGAUUUGAGUUAUGGUAACCUAUGAAUUUUGUUUACCGAUAGGUUAACAGACUGUAAGGAAAGUUCAUUCUGAUAUGGUUCAACAAUAUACAUCACCUGUAAGGGUGUACAAACAUCCAUUUCCACUUGUGAUGAUGGCGUAUGAGCGUAGAUUUCCUACAUGUCCUCAAAUCCCUGUUUUUGUUGGUUGCGACAUAGUUUCGGACGAGGAAAGUAAAAACGGUGCGAUCAGAAUAACAGAAAGGAGAUGCAAAUUAAACGUCGAUGCGCCCUAUAUCUUGAAAAAGAUAAUUGGCGUAGAUUUCGUGUACUUCAUCCAAAAGAAUGUAUUAAAUAGAAAGAACUGUAUUCUAGAAAUAGAAGCAUACAAUGAAAGCUUUUCGGCAAGAGUAACGGUUAUCGAAAAGUGCAGAUAUUUUGUUCAUCCUCAAAAUGAAGAAUGGACAUGCUUUGAACAAACUGCAAGUUUAGAUAUUAAAAAUUUCUUCGGUUUCGAGAAUUCGAUGGAAAAAUUGGCAAUGAAACAGUACGCUCAAAAUAUUGCAAAGGGGAAGGAAAUAAUAGAGUAUUUUAUAAAUGAAUUAAAAAAAGAGGGGAUUGUUUAUGUGCCUCCUUGGAAAGAUCUGAGCGAAAAAUCUUCAAAGAACGAGAAUAAUGUUCCAGAAAAUGAAAAUGAAGAGUCCGAUGAUAGAAGCGAAGCUUACACGUGUUUAGACAAUACAUUACAAAUCACAGAAAUGCAGCUUUCUUCAGAUUACAUAGAGAGAUACUUGGGAAAGCUCGACAUGAUACAAGAAAGUAAACUUGUUCAGCUCUGGCAGAGUAUAAAAGAAUUGAGAGGAAGUUCAGUUCCCGGCGAUACAACGCUUUUACGGUUUUUGAAAGCGACGGAAUUUUCAGUCGAAAAAGCGAAGGAGAUGCUGACUCAAUCGUUGCAUUGGCGAAAGAAACAUCAAAUCGAUAAACUCCUCGAAGAAUAUGAUACUCCGCAGGUCGUGAAAAAUUAUUUUCCUGGCGGCUGGCACCAUUUCGACAAAGAUGGACGGCCUUUGUAUAUUUUGAGGAUGGGACAAAUGGACGUGAAAGGAUUAUUAAAAUCCAUCGGAGAAGAUGAUUUAUUGUUAUUAGCACUGCAUAUUUGCGAAGAGGGUCUUCUUUUAAUGGAAGAAGCAACUACUGUUUCUGGCCACCCAGUCUCGCAAUGGUCUCUAUUAAUAGAUUUAGAAGGUUUAAACAUGCGCCACUUAUGGAGACCCGGUAUAAAGGCUUUAUUACGUAUUAUUGAAAUCGUUGAGAUUAAUUAUCCAGAAACCAUGGGACGUGUUCUGUUUAUGCGAGCACCAAGAUGCUUCCCUAUUUUGUGGACGCUUAUUAGCACAUUCAUAAACGAGAACACACGAAAGAAAUUCAUAUUUUACUGUGGCGCCAAUUACCAAGAAGAAGAUUCAGGCAGUCUCAGCGAAUACAUAGAUCCAAAAUUUAUACCAGACUUUCUUGGGGGAUCGUCCGAGGGCAAUGUAUGUGAGAUGUACGGUAUGAUACCUCGAAGGCUUUAUAUUUUCAACGCAACUGCUUGUAACGUCUAUAUCACAGAAGGAGGAACCGUUCCAAAACAUCUUUAUAAAUCGGAGUUAGAAAUCACAUCCGCUGAUGAAGAACAGAGCCUGUAUCAUACCAUUACCUUAAGCCGUGGACAAAUACAUCGGGUAGUAAUACAUUCCAACGAUCCAGGAUCAAUUUUAACAUGGGACUUUGAUGUGAUGCGGCACAACAUAGUAUUUAGUGUAUUGUAUCAAGCAAACGAUGACAAGAAAUACCUAACUUCAGAUUCCUCAAAGACUUUUACGGACGAAAAUGCAGAAUUAUUGGAAACAAAAGAAGCAAAAACACAGCUUGUUAAGAUUGAAUCCAGCAGUGUUUGCCACGAUGGUGAAAGUAUACAGGGAACUCAUGUAAUGCAAGAAGCAGGAAUAUAUAUAUUACAGUGGCAUAACCAAGACGAUCUUGGAGAAUUCCUUCCAUCGAUCGGCGGUUACAAAGCGCAACUUAUGUACUUUUAUGAAACAUUACCUUCGGUUCAGUAUAGAGGGUCGAUGAUGAGCUUGCAAUCCGCCGUUAGCGGAAAAUCAGAGGCAAGUUCAAAUUUGUCCAGAUGAUGCGUUAAAGAUACUAUACGACGUGGUGCACGAUGACUGGAGUUACGUUACAACGAAA
This is a messenger RNA of Colletes gigas, 2376 nucleotides long. It is a transcript of the gene retm, whose product is annotated as protein real-time. The transcript is spliced from 17 exons. Gene Ontology annotation, cellular component: cytoplasm. Lineage: Eukaryota; Metazoa; Arthropoda; Insecta; Hymenoptera; Colletidae. The coding region runs from base 237 to 2318 and encodes 693 amino acids. The record is from RefSeq and is a predicted model, not a curated record.